AUGGGUCCAGACAGAGCAGGCAAAAGUGUCUUCCUCGGAAACAUACCUUACAACCUCACUGAGGAACAGGUCAAAGACAUCCUUAGCACCGCCGGUACCGUGACGAAAUUCCGCUUGAUGAUGAACCCCGAGACAGGAAAGCCUAAAGGCUAUGGAUUCGCAGACUUUGCAGACGCGGAUGCCGCGGCCUCUGCCGUGCGCAAUUUGAACGACUACGAGAUCAUGGGCCGCAAAAUUCGCGUGGACUGGCCUCAUAACAACGAAAAAGACUCUGUGCCCGAGGACUACUCACAGCCGGCGCAAAUGCCAGGUCAGGACGGGCAGCUAGGAGGUCCGUCGUCGCUAUCUGCCCCGCUCCCACCUCUCCCGCCAGGCGUCGAGUUGCCUCCGCAUCUAGAUUGCCCUAACGCGAUCUCGCAAACACUCGCCGCUCUCCCUCCAAAUCAGUUGCUUGAUGUGCUUCAACAAAUGAAGACUCUCGCUGUAUCAGAUCCAGCUCGUGCCACAGAACUCCUACGACAAGCACCUCAGCUUGCAUACGCCAUUUUCCAAGCACUACUCCUGUUGAACCUCGUCGACUACCAGACCCUGGGGGCUGUGGUGGAGCAAGCUGCACAGCCUACGGCACCACCACCUUCUGCCCCUCCUGCUGCCGCCGCGUUUCAACCUUUUGGCGCUGUCCCCGGACAAGUAUCGACGCCGCCAAUGAUGAGUACACCCUUUGCUCAACCGCCCCCGCAGCAACCACAGCAACAGGUUCCCGGACAAGAUGAGCUACUGCAGCAAGUUCUUAAUAUGCCCCAGUCGGCCAUUGACGCUCUUCCACCCAUGGAGCGCAGCCAAAUCAUGCUGCUGCGGCAGCAGCUAAUGCAGGGUGGCCUGCGGUGA
Messenger RNA from Aspergillus mulundensis, 888 nucleotides. Its product is annotated as putative polyadenylation factor subunit CstF64. Lineage: Eukaryota; Fungi; Ascomycota; Eurotiomycetes; Eurotiales; Aspergillaceae. Bases 1 to 888 code for a protein of 295 amino acids. Gene Ontology annotation, biological process: mRNA 3'-end processing. The record is from RefSeq and is a predicted model, not a curated record. Gene Ontology annotation, cellular component: mRNA cleavage and polyadenylation specificity factor complex. Gene Ontology annotation, molecular function: mRNA binding. The transcript has 2 exons.